AUGUGGCGAACCAUCCAUGUUUGGUGGUCUUGUGUUCUUGGUCCAUCUCUCUAUAGUGUUCCACUAAUUGCAACAUUUCAAUCGAUGAAAUAUAAUCCCAAUUUUUUGGAAUCGGCGUCUAACUGUGCUAUAAAUAUGCUUCAAAUAACGGUAGGAGUGAUUAAAUGGACUGCUCUUUUUUGGAGUCCCUGGGCAUUUAAAAAUCUGAAAUUAUAUGAUAAUUUUUUCGAGUUCUCUAGAUUAGUUGCUGUUACACUUACUAUAUAUUUUUCGGCCCUUUUACUUAGAGGAACUGGAAGGUUUUGUAAUCAUACUUAUCAGGAGUUUAUGGCUUUAUUUUUGGAAUCUAAGGAAACGAUCAAUGAGGAGACGGUGAAUAAAUUAACUCUCUACACUUUUAGUUCUCCGUGGCCUGUUCAUUUUGAUGUCCGGCAGUUACCUAGUAUCUCCGUAAAGCCAAAAAAGAUCACUCCUAAACGCAUAUCAGAUGUACCCACAUUAUUUAUGCCUUUGAUUUGGAUUAUAGCUCACACUAUUGGUAUCCGUAUGACAUAUGUUGGAUGUACAUGGAUUUUAAAUUCUCUUACAUUUAAAGCUCGAUUAGAUGCUCGAAGUAGAUUAAAAAUGGAGUAUAAUAUUCAAAGAAUCGGACUAUCAACUAGAGAAGGGGAAUUUGUUGAAGCAUUUUAUGCUGAUCGUCGAAUCAAGUCAAGUUCAAAAUCUAUUUCACCUGAACAAGAUGAUUUGAAUGGAGAGAUUUUAGUACUCUGUUGUGAAGGUAAUGGUGGAUAUCCUGAGAUUGGAACUCCCUGGGUUCCACUUGAACGAGGUUAUUCAGUUUUAGGAUGGAAUCAUCCUGGUUUCGGAGAAAGCACGGGUUUACCAUUCCCGGAAAAGGAACAGAAUGCUGUUGAAGCAUGCUUUUUAUUUGCUGUACAUCGAUUACAUUUUCAACCUAGUCAAAUAUUCGUACUUGGUUGGUCGAUUGGUGGUUAUACAGCAUCCUGGAUAGCAAUGAACUAUCCUGAUAUAGCUGGUUUGGUUUUGGACGCUACUUUCGAUAAUAUAGACGAACUGUCAAGACGAGUUGCACCAUCUAUAUUUGACCCGGUUUUGGAAUCUGUCGUCAAAAUGUACCUGGAUUUAAACAAUUUAUCCCAUGUAAUUAAUUACGAUGGCCCAGUGCUUAUUAUUCGCCGCAGUGAUGAUGAAGUUAUCAGCACUGGAGAUGAUCAUUCACGUGCAACUAACAGAGGCAAUCAUUUACUGAUUGGUUUAUUAAAGCAUCGAUUUCCGUAUCUGAUGACUGUAGAAAAUGAAUCCAUCCUCAAUGCAUAUUUAUCACUUAGCGCUGAAGAACAGAGAAAUACAUUUAAUGAACUUGGUUAUAAUCCAGAGGAAUAUGGGAAACUAGUCGUAAAUUUUUUAAAGGCUGAAGCACUUGAAAAACAAAUCGAAUCAAUGCCUUUAUACCCGUCAAAACUUGGUAAAGAAAUUAGUGAAUCCGAUGUUCAGAGAAAUAUGCUUUUUUAUAUAGUAUCCAAAUAUUUUAUUGAAUCUCCUGGUUCACAUUGUACUCCUUUGGCGGGUAAAUAUCUACAACCACCAUGGUCACCGCUAACUUAUUCGUUCGUUGAAUCUUCAGAAACUGAUCUGGACUGUAAGAUUGUUGACUAG
Schistosoma spindalis is the source of this 1677-nucleotide messenger RNA. NCBI's taxonomy places the organism in Eukaryota, Metazoa, Platyhelminthes, Trematoda, Strigeidida, Schistosomatidae. The record is from the annotation of a GenBank genome assembly.